Drosophila persimilis is the source of this 1072-nucleotide messenger RNA. Its product is annotated as seminase. NCBI's taxonomy places the organism in Eukaryota, Metazoa, Arthropoda, Insecta, Diptera, Drosophilidae. Bases 79 to 1026 code for a protein of 315 amino acids. Gene Ontology annotation, molecular function: serine-type endopeptidase activity. Gene Ontology annotation, biological process: proteolysis. The record is from RefSeq and is a predicted model, not a curated record. The transcript has a single exon.
AUUGAAAUUUGAAUGCCAUAAAAUAAUUUUGUAUGCCCCUAGUCGUUGGGUUAGGAAUGGGCCAGUACCCUCAUCAUUAUGCUGCCAAUGCGCCUGCUGCUCGUACUCUGCUGGACCUCAGUGACAACCAACCAGGCGGUCAAGCAGCCCAUUCCCCAGUUGAUGGUAGGAGAGAUGCCGGCCAGCGGACAGCCCUACCAGAUAGUGCGUAUCAUCGAGUACGUGGUGCCGCAUCCCUACAGGCCCCAAGAUGGACAGAUUGAGAACACAACGGCGGCGGACAGCCUCGAGAUCUUUGCCCCCCACCUGGAGAGCCAGUUCAACAAGAACCCCAACACAAACACAGCUAACCACGCGGAGCAGACGCUCGCCAAAACCUUCAACAUCAUAGCCAGGGCCAGCCCAAUAGUAGCCACUAAAUUCCUAAUUAAGAUGUACGCGAUGGGUUCGAACACCCCCUGCACUGGAGCCCUGAUCUCCUACCGCCUGGUCCUGACCUCUUCGCAGUGCUUUCCGCCCAAUCAGACUCCAGUGCCAAGGGAUUAUAAGGUGCAGGUCACCCAGAAUGCACUGUAUGAGGUGAGCAGCAUAAUUCUCGGCCCCUCCUCGGGUCUGGACCGGUAUAUGGCUUUGAUGGUGCUAAAAACAUUCGUCGUGGAGCCUGAAGUGCAGACAGUCGCCCUUUGUGAUGCUCCCCCCAGGCGGGCGGACACUAUCAUCAUGCACAUGUCGAAGGGGUCUCCGCACUUUCUACGCACCCAAAUCAUCUCCAAUCGGGCCUGUAAGAGCAGCUUUGCCAAGGUAGAGAACGCCUACAUCACAGAGUCCAUGUUUUGUGCCCACAACUCGAACAAGCGUAUGGACUGUCAGACGACCAAGGGGGAUCCGCUGGUGCACCGCGAGCGGUUGUGUGGCAUCAACAUCUACGGACCGAGCUGCGUGGAUGGGGCGACUAACGGGGAUCUCUAUGUGAAUGUUUUCAAGGCCAAGGCCUAUCUGCAGACCAUGAUCGCGCGCUACAAUUAAAGAGCUUUAAGGAUGGCAAAUCAGAAAUAAAUCUAUUGAGUACGUC